Prunus armeniaca (apricot) is the source of this 1092-nucleotide messenger RNA. Lineage: Eukaryota; Viridiplantae; Streptophyta; Magnoliopsida; Rosales; Rosaceae. The record is from the annotation of a GenBank genome assembly.
AUGGCUGGAGAUUUAUUUUCGUUUUCAUUAAACCCUUAUACUUGCAUCUGCUUUGAGUCAUUUGGCAAAACGAGCGUUUGUGGCAUUGUGGGUUUUGAAUGGAGAGCUGAGAAGAUGUGUAGCAAUGUAGUUGUAGGCCUUCCUUCCCCUCCAAAUCUUAACGGGACUCUUUCUUCUCCAACUCCCACUUCGAACACAAAAGAUGGAGACCACUUGGUAAUGAACCACACUGGGGUUGGAGGGUAUAAGUGGCGUUUGGUUAUUGCUUAUGACGGCACCCGCUAUGCAGGAUGGCAAUACCAGAGUUCACCACCUACAAUACAGUGCUUUGUGGAGAAAGUUCUAAUGCAAGCAACAAAGCUGGAAAGGAAGGAUCUUAGUUUGGUUGGUGCAAGUAGGACAGAUAAGGGAGUACAUGCUUGGGGUCAGGUUGCACACUUUGUCACACCUUUCAACUAUGACAGCAUAGAUAGCAUUCAUGCAGCUCUCAAUGGUCUUCUUCCUUCUGAUAUUCGAGUGAGGGAGAUCAGCCCUGCAGUGCCCGAAUUCCAUGCUCGUUUUUCAGCGAAAAGCAAAAUUUAUCAUUACAAAAUAUAUAAUGACACAUUCAUGGACCCUUUUCAGCGUCACUAUGCUUACCAUAGUGCUCAUAAGCUAAACCCCGCUGCUAUGAAAGAAGCUGCAAAGUAUUUUAUUGGAAAGCAUGAUUUCUCUGCUUUUGCCAAUGCCUCCCAGAAAGAACGAGUGCGAGAUCCAGUAAAGAAUAUAUUCCGUUUUGAUGUCAUUGAAAUGGGGGCUCUUUUACAACUAGAAGUUGAAGGCUCGGGUUUCUUAUAUCGACAAGUCCGGAACAUGGUCUCUCUGCUGCUUCAAAUUGGAAGGGAAGCACUUCCUCCUUAUAUUGUUCCCAUGAUAUUGGCAACACGAGAUCGCAGGGAACUUGCUAAAUAUGCCAUGUUUGCUCCACCUCAGGGGCUUAGUCUUGUGACAGUCAAGUAUAACGAGGAGCAUCUAAGGCUUCCAUCUGGUUGCUCCACGAACAGUUUUGGUAGGCAUUAUACCAUAGGCUCAUGUAAGCUUCCAUUCUACUAA